UAGGACUGACCAGUUUGAAUGCCUUGCAAUCCAAGGGACUCGCAGGAGUCUUCUCCAGCACCAUAGUUCAAAGACCCCAAUUCUUUGUCACUCAGCCUUUCUUAUGGUCAGAACAAGCUCUAUAUAGUGGUAAAACAUGCAUGCACACACAUAGAUACAUAUAUAGAUAUGAAAUAAAUUAAUCAUGUAGACUGAAAAGCUACAUCAUGUUUGAUGCUAUAGCUGUUCUUAUUGCCUCACAGGAAUAUGAUAGAUGUGCCAGAGUUUUAUCAUAUAUUCAAGAAUUGCAAGCUAGGAAAAUUUACAUUCCGUAGUAGAUAACUGCAAACUGCGGUGAAAAUCACUAGUUUAAAAUGAAGUUCCAAACUCUCUAAAUUGCCUUAUCAUGAAUAUGAAAACAGAGAGGGGGAAAUCAAUAAUAAGAGCACUGAAGAUGGUUUCCCCUUGUUGUUUAAAUCAUUUCCUGUUAAAUCAGUUGAAUCACCCGUGUUUUGAUGAUCAUGAUAAUAUAAUAGAGUAGGCUGCAGCCAUGAAUGCAUUCAUCUGAGAAUAUGCCUCACUGAAUUUUAUGAGACUUAUUUCUGACAAGAUGCAGAUAUGUGUUUUUUUAAUCUAAUUGAUCAUUGCCUGGUGUUUCUAAAAUGAUUAGAUAAAAAUACUUUAUCCAACUACACUUCCUAAGAUUUACAUAAUAGUAUGUAUUGCUAAGUACAUCUGAAAAUUUAUGUAGCGAGGACAUAUGGAAUAUUUCAUCCCUAAAUUGUUGUACCUCAAAAUGGUCAGUUUGAACAUUCUAGCUUCAAAACAAAGCCUAACCUUUUGAGUGGCAUUGCUUUGCAUGUUAUCAUUUCUAAAACUGUCACUGAGGCUUAAAGCUCUUCCAUGCAAAUAAUUGCUUUCUUAUAUUCUUAAGAAUAAAGACAUUGAACACGAGAGCAAAUGAUCCUAUUAAGCCCAACCAUCAAGAGGCACCUAGUAGCAUUAUUUCUGACUAACACAUUUCAUUAAAAGUGCUGUGAGCCACAGUUCAUGAAAGCUUUUAAUAUAAGGUUUUCUCAGACUCACCUAAGAUUUUUGGCUACCCUAGAUUAAUAUGGCUCUCCUUCUAUAAUGUCUUUAGGAAGAAGAAGGAAGAUUUUGCUACGGCCUUUCGACGUAAUUAAUAUUCACUGAUAUAUUGAGAGAAUUUUAGCAGGCAAAGCAGCAAGAAAGUUUUCAUUUACUUACCUCUGCUGGAUCAGUUUAAUGAGUUUGGUUCUUAUUCUCUUCCCUUGCCUGAGCCAUUGUCAAACAGCUGGAUAAAAUUGAAGAUGAAUUGGAAAUGACAACAGUAUGUUAUCGACCAGAAGGAUUAGAACAACUUGAGGCACAAACCAAUUUCACAAAGAAGGAACUUCAAGUGCUUUACAGAGGAUUCAAAAAUGAAUGCCCUAGUGGAGCUGUUAAUGAAGAAACAUUCAAACAGAUCUAUGCACAGUUUUUCCCUCAUGGUGAUGCUAGUAUGUAUGCCCAUUAUCUUUUUAAUGCAUUUGAUACAGCGCAAAAUGGAUCUGUGAAGUUUGAGGAUUUUGUGAUGGCGCUCUCCAUUCUUUUGAGAGGAACAGUUCAUGAAAAACUACGAUGGACAUUUAAUCUCUAUGACAUAAAUAAAGAUGGCUAUAUAAACAAGGAGGAAAUGAUGGACAUAGUAAAAGCAAUUUAUGACAUGAUGGGCAAGUAUACUUACCCAGUGCUGAAGGAAGAUGCUCCAAGACAACAUGUAGAAGUAUUUUUCCAGAAAAUGGACAAAAACAAAGACGGCAUUGUAACUUUGGAUGAGUUUAUUGAGUCGUGUCAGGAGGAUGACAAUAUCAUGAGAUCCUUACAGCUUUUUGAAAAUGUCAUGUAACAGCAGCUGAAGAGCAGUCUAGAAAUCUGAGACUUUAUAUGUACUGAGAUCCUGAAGAAAACAAGUCAAGAUUUUUUCUCCCCAC
This is a messenger RNA of Crotalus tigris (Tiger rattlesnake), 1973 nucleotides long. RefSeq names its product potassium voltage-gated channel interacting protein 1 (gene KCNIP1). Gene Ontology annotation, biological process: regulation of potassium ion transmembrane transport. The transcript is spliced from 8 exons. Gene Ontology annotation, molecular function: transmembrane transporter binding; calcium ion binding; potassium channel regulator activity. Bases 1322 to 1888 code for a protein of 188 amino acids. NCBI's taxonomy places the organism in Eukaryota, Metazoa, Chordata, Lepidosauria, Squamata, Viperidae. The record is from RefSeq and is a predicted model, not a curated record. Gene Ontology annotation, cellular component: voltage-gated potassium channel complex.